Protopolystoma xenopodis is the source of this 159-nucleotide messenger RNA. Lineage: Eukaryota; Metazoa; Platyhelminthes; Monogenea; Polystomatidea; Polystomatidae. The record is from the annotation of a GenBank genome assembly.
GUUUUCAAUCUGCACCUUCUUCUAUCUGGUCUGCGCAUGUCCACCUGUGUGGAUCCUGAAGCUGCAACACAUGGACGAGAUGAAUCGGAGAACCGAGAAUGCAACCAACAUGGAAGUUGGCUUUGGCCCCCCACCCGAACUGAUGGGAGUAGACUAUAA